Molecule: messenger RNA, 2359 nt
Organism: Oncorhynchus keta (chum salmon)
Lineage: Eukaryota; Metazoa; Chordata; Actinopteri; Salmoniformes; Salmonidae
Product: SPRY domain-containing protein 3-like
Exons: 11
Coding region: 219-1454 (411 amino acids)
Molecular function (GO): protein binding
Source: RefSeq, a predicted model, not a curated record
UUUGAAAAAUAGCCUAUAGCCUAAAAUAAACAGCUACAGUAGAGUACUUUAUAGAUUGCCGGAAACAAAUGUUAUUGGUAUCAUGAUGUCAUUAGAACGCGCCAUUUGCACUCAGCGGAAUUUGUUUUGAUGGAGCUGGAGAGCACAUACGGGAAAUUUGUAAACAACAAGGAAUUUGGCCACAGAUGAGAGACAGUAGCUUAACAAUAAGGUAAGCGAUGGACGACAUCAACCUCCAUUACCGUUUUCUGAACUGGAGACGGAGGAUCCGGGAGAUUCGCGAGGUAGGGGCUGUGCGGUACCGUGAGCGGUUCAAGAGGAUGCUGAGAGACGGAGACGUGCUAAGUUACCAAGGGAACUCGGAUGAGGUUGGCUGCUACGUGGCUCCAAGGCCGUUAUCCAAAGGAAACUGCUACUUUGAGGUGACCAUCGUUGACACAGGGGUGAGGGGGAUGAUUGCUGUUGGCCUGGUGCCUCAAUACUACAAGCUGGACCAUCAGCCUGGCUGGCUCCCGCACUCAGUGGCCUACCACGCUGAUGAUGGCAAGCUGUACAAUGGGAACACUGUUGGACAGCAAUUUGGGCCCAAAUGUAACCGUGGCGAUCGUAUCGGCUGUGGGAUCUACCUAGAGUCGUUGGAGGAUGGACGAACAACAGUCCUCUUCACCAAGAACGGAAAAGAAGUGGGCACGGUCGUGGUCCCAGGGUCUCCAGAGGCACUCUACCCGGCCGUGGGGAUGCACUCCUUAGGGGAGGAGGUGCAGCUGGAUCUGCAGGCUGAGUGGGGGAUGGAGGAGGACGGACUAAUGAUGGUUGACAGCCACGAGGACGAGUGGGGGCGUCUCCAUGACGUCAGGGUCACCGGGACGUUGCUGGAGUACGUGGGUAAAGGGAAGAGCAUUGUGGAUGUGGGUUUGGCCCAAUCCCGUCUACCCCUCAACACACGCUGCCACUACUACGAACUGGAGAUCACCGACGCAGGAGAGAAGUGCUACAUCGCCCUGGGACUGGCACGCAGGAAUUAUCCCAAAAACAGACACCCUGGCUGGAGCAGGGGUUCCAUAGCCUAUCAUGCAGAUGAUGGGAAGCUUUUCCAGGGUAGUGGGGUGGGAGACGCCUUUGGCCCUCGCUGUUUUGAGGGGGACGUCAUGGGCUGUGGCAUCAUGUUCCCGCGGGACUACAUCCUGGACACUGGAGACGACAGUGACGACGGGGACUUGGAGGUCUGGCCCAAGCAGCGGCGUGUCCAGAACGAACUCUACAUGAACGAUGAAGACGAGGAGGAGGAUGGGGAAGAGCAGGACGGGAGUAAAGUCAUGGUGUUCUUCACUAGGAAUGGGAAGGUGGUGGGCCGUAGGGAGGUGGCAGUGCCAGCAGGAGGGUUCUACCCUACCAUCGGCAUGAUGAGCACCGGGGAGAAAAUCAGGGUUGACCUGCACCCCCUCAGCGGCUGAGAGAGGGUAGCGACAUGAUCAUGAAAGACCAAUCCCAAGUCUGCUGUAGGGGAGUGUUUGGAGUUAUCACUCCAGUACAGUAUCCCUUCGCUUCACAUCACUCCUGGAUCCAGCAUGUUGCCUGGGAUGUCCUACCUCGGUUUAGUUUACUCUGGUUGACUCCUAACAUAAAAUGAAACUCAUGCUACUAUAUGGUAGGAAGAUGGAUAAUAUAAUACUGCAUGGGUGCCUCAGAAAGUGCUUACUGUUAUCAUGGCAAUAGAAAAUGGUUCGAAGGGAGAUCAUUGGACCAAUCCCAGGUCUUUAAGCAGCAAUCAGUCAAAUCUUAUUAUCUUAACUCUAUUUUGAGAUUAUUAGGGGAAGUCAUUCAAAAUGCUGUAACAUAAAACCCGCAGCCAAGAAGUGCAACUCUCAGGUAUGCCAAAAUCCAAAUGACUGUAACGACUAUGACGCUGUGUUAUGUUUAUUUUUUCUAAGACUCGUGAUGCCAUAUCCUUUUAUCAAAAGCACUUUAUUCUAGAUAUAGUGGAUUAUGAUGCACUACUUUUUGUUUAGCAUUUCUCUGUUCUUUCUCUUUUGGGUUAUUUUGUUGACUAAUGACAGGUUUAAAUGAAAUACUUGAUCAACAACAUUUUGUAUUUGUUUUGAUUCAUCAUCUGUAAUAACAGAACUGUACUCAAGAAAGCAAUAUGCUAAAUGAUUGCAUUUUAUGAUUUCAAAAGGGAAGACCAUUGCACUGUCCUCACAACUGUUCCUUCGAGUACCAUUUCAUUUCAUAUUAAUCACCAAUUAGGUUCAUUUAAUCUUACAGAUCAUAGAUAUGAAUGCGUCACCUAUAAAUUGUGCAAUUGAAUGCAAUGUUUAAAUACCUAACUAAAGAUGAGGAUCUAUUUCUAUACAACGGC